UCCCUGGGUAAACAAGGCACAUUUGCCCAGGACUGUGUCAACAAGCUGGAGCAACCAUCAUCCGUUGACAAGACCAGUUCGACCCGACUUCCUCAUGGCCAAUGAAGGGGAGACAGUUUACGAUGCUUCAAAGGCUGAGAACGUUGUGACGAGGGUCACCAACCUGCCUUUGAUCAGCUCUGCCUACAGCCUCUGCUCCUCCUUGUACCACCAUGCCAAAGAGACCUAUCCCUGUGUCAACACCGCCUGCAACAUUGCCGAGCUGGUGGCUGCUGUGGCCAUGGGUGGGGCGCGAGGCGGGGCCCAACCUCUGCUCACCCAUCUUGAACCGCAGAUUGCCACGGUGAAUCAAUAUGCUUGCAAGGGGUUGGAUAAACUAGAAGAAAAAUUGCCGAUCCUUCAUCAACCAACUUACCAGGUCUUUGAAGAUGGUGUCACCUUGACCAAAGCAGUGGUUUCUUCUACCGUCAACGCAGCUAGUGGGGCCAAAGGCAUCAUGACCCAGAGAGUGGCUGAAGCUGUUGACCUUACCAAGGACAUUGUCCAGGACAGCAUUGCCUUGACCAAGUUGGUGGUGAAUUCCACUGUCAACACAGCUCUGAACGCCGCCAAUGAAGCCAAAGAGCUCGUGACCCACCGGGUGGCUGACGUGGUCAACCUGAGCAAAGAAACUGUCCAAGACAGCAUUGACCUUACUAGAUCGAUGGUGUCUUCCACAGUUAACACUGCCCAUCAAGUGCAGAGCUCUGGGCCUCUCCAGGAGGGUGUGGAGAUGGCAAGUUUCUUCAGGCAGGCCUUAGCCAGUGGAGUGGGUGCCAUGUUGGAUAAGACUGAGGAGAUGGUGGAUUACUACCUUCCUGUGCCAGAAGAAGAACUGGCCCAGCUGGCCAUGGAGGUGCAGGGCUUCACCUCAGCUUCGAUGGAGGAGCAGCAGAAAGAGCAGAGUUACUUCGUCCGCCUGGGGUCCCUGUCCAGCAAGGUCCGUUCUCGUGCCUACCAACAUUCCCUGAAGAGGCUUCAUCUCAUCCAGGAAAACACGCAGAACAUGCUCUCUCAGCUCCAGCUGGUGAUUAACCUGGUGGAACACCUGAAAGACAGUGCGGGGAGUCAGUUCCAGGAGGCACAGCAAAAACUGAACCAAAUUUUGCUCCGAUGGACCCAGAGGCAGCCAGAAGAGGAUCAGGAUGCAAGAGAAGACUCCCCGCAAGAGGUGGAGUUGGCUACUUUGGCAAUGUUAAGAGCCAUCACCCAAGACCUGGGCCCUGCUUACACCCGGCUCAUAUCCAGCGUCGAAGCGCUCCCCAGUAGCCUCCGUGAACGGGUGGACCAAGCUCGGGGGAACCUCUACCAACUCCACAGCUCCUUCUCUUCUGCUGGCUCCUUCAAGGAUUUGCCCUCCGGCCUCCUGACCCAGAGCCGGGACAAAAUCUCCCAAGCCCGGGAGGUCCUCGACAUGUUGGCGGACUACCUCGUCCAAAUGACACCUCUGAAUUGGAUCGUGGGGCCCUUCCGACCCCAGGCGGCUGCCCAGGGGGGAACGGGAAGCCCCCAGGAGGAGAGCAAGAUGGGGGAGCCGAGGAAGAUGGGCAAAGACAUCACAAUAUCCCCACCAGUGAGGGUGUCAGCCAAGAGGGUGAAAAGGAUGGAGAAGGCAGCAGAAGUGGACCGAAAAGAGACCACAGAGCCAAUCGAGGCCUUGAAGGAGCUGUUAGCGGGGUCUGAUGGGGCCCCCAAAUAGAAGAAAUAGGAGACAAGGGAGGCACAGGCCGUGCCAGUGGUCUAAAUUAAGUCUCCAGGGAUGUCCGCAGGGUGUGGUCAAAAGUGUCCAGGUGGUGGCCACAAUGGAGCUUCGAUUGCACCAUAGUGACCACCAUCUUGACUUUUUUGACCCCACCCUGCAGACGCUCUGAAAGUCCUGGCAAGUUGACAUAAAAGUUUCCCCAACUAUAACCUUCCCCCAGCCAGUGAUGCUGGAGACCUUCUCCCAAAAAACAGAAGAAGAAAAGACGAUUUCCCGCCGGGGAAAUCCAGUCUCUGCAAAAAGAGAAACAGAUUCCAGGAGGCUAAAAGCUUGCUGAGCGGGAGAUCUGCUCUGAUCCAUCCUUCUCCCCAAACCGACCCAGAUCUUCUUUCCAAGAGGUGUGGGGACCCAUUUAUUAAUUUCCAAAGGAGCCUUUCUUAGAGUCCUGCUUUAAUUCAGAACCGCAACAAAAAUAGGGGUCAGGAAUCAAAGCUGGGGGAAGAGCUGGUCAGGAUCUAUGUCCCUAGAUGGACUGGCUGGUAUUUACUUUGCACGUAUGUCAGAGAAACAAUUGCCUUUCUUUUCCCGUUUCUCUUGAGCGCAGCACGUUGCUAUGAUCUAACUGAGCAUCGCACCCAAUUUCAAGGAAGGAACUGGCGUCUCAGCAAGGAAUUAUAUUUCCUCCCACAGCCAAGCGUCUAGUCCUCAUUGGUACAGAGAUCACCUUGAAAAUAGGCAUAGGGGUGGGUGGGUGCGUCAAAAGCUUAAUGGCAAAGAUGGACUUAAAGAUGAUAUUUGAAGGUGGGAGGAAGAAGCGGUGGCAUGAUUUAACUCUCAGGGGAAAUUCAGAAUGAGUCAAGCUGAAUUUCCACGCAGCAAAGCUUUGAGCACUUCCUAUGGCUCCUUCUUUCGUGCCCAUUCUGUAGGAAAAUAAAUUUUUAAAAAGUG
This is a messenger RNA of Python bivittatus (Burmese python), 2689 nucleotides long. RefSeq names its product perilipin-3. The record is from RefSeq and is a predicted model, not a curated record. Lineage: Eukaryota; Metazoa; Chordata; Lepidosauria; Squamata; Pythonidae. Gene Ontology annotation, biological process: lipid storage; positive regulation of triglyceride storage. Gene Ontology annotation, cellular component: lipid droplet; cytosol.